This is a messenger RNA of Sorghum bicolor (sorghum), 2105 nucleotides long. RefSeq names its product CRIB domain-containing protein RIC10-like. Lineage: Eukaryota; Viridiplantae; Streptophyta; Magnoliopsida; Poales; Poaceae. The transcript is spliced from 5 exons. The record is from RefSeq and is a predicted model, not a curated record. Bases 203 to 733 code for a protein of 176 amino acids.
AUCUCCUUCCUUCUUCCUUCCUUCCCGUCUGUAUUCUCUUCAGUCGCCACCUUUCUGAACCAGGAUUUCUGUAUAUCCAGCUCCUGCUCCCCUCUUUCUCAUGUGUGGCUGAGGUUUUUGUGCAUCGCCAACGAGUCCUGUCCUGCUCCAAGGAAGUUUGCAGCGCAGAUACAUUGCCGUCAAGCGUCAAGGGGGGAAGGCCAUGCCAAUGGCGAUAGCGAUGAAGGGAAUAUUCAGAGGUCUGAAGAUCAUAGCACAAAUAUUCAUGCAGAGGGAUGAGCAUGAGAUCGAGAUCGGGUACCCUACAGACGUGAGGCAUGUAUCGCACGUAGGCCUGGGCGCUAGCGACUCCUGUCCGAGCUGGAUGAGUGAAUUCAGAGGAUUAGAGGAGGUGACAACAGCAGGAGGACGGGGGGCAUCCAUCGUAGGCUCUGCUGCGCUGUCGAGGCACACCUCCUGGGCUUCCCUAGACUUCGAGCAACCAGCGACAGGCGCGCUGCCGGCGGCGGCGGAGGCCUGCGCCGCGGACAGCAGCUCGGGCCAGGACGGCGCCGCGAGAGGCGGCGGUCCAGUGACCGUGACCACGAAGAAGGCGGCGAGGCCGAGGAAAGCCUCCCGGGCGUCGGCGUCGCCCGGCGGGUCGUCGUCGUGGCGGUCCACGGCGUCGUUCGCCACGGCGUGCGACGGCCACUCCUGCGAGCUUCACGUCCCCGCCGGCCUGCAAGCCGCCUGAUCGAGCCUGACACGUACGACAUGUCGCCGCAGCAGCAGCAGGACGGGAUGGCCGGACGAGGACGCGCCUCCGUACGUCGUCCGUCCGUGUAGCUAGCUGCUGCUGCUCCGGCGAUCGACCAUCACUGUCCGUAUGUGUGUACACGCCACGCACGCGUGAAUGAAUGACACGCGGCUCUAUUUCUUGUAACGGCGUUUUUAUGUUCGGUUCGGGGCUUGCUAUUAUUCAGAAAAAAAAUGACAGGAGCCUGGUGAACAGCAAGUGGAUAUCUGUAUUUGCCCAAAUGCGUUUGUUUGCUUUCAGCUCGUCAACUGAUGGAAUGGAACUGUCGUCGGCAACGACCAACAAGCGGAAGAAGACGUCAACUCAAGCCGGCCGGUCACUCCGUCCUCGGUUCCGUUCGGACUGACGAGUCUACUUCCUAUUUUAUAUGACACAUACGAGCUGUUUGUACAGAGUCUGUGACUCUGAGUUUUGCGAGAGCACCACGUCAGAGAUGCAGACAAAUCACUCGCUGGACUCUUCGUCCGUUCAUUCAUUCAGGCCUGUUUCAGUUCGCGAAAAUAUUUGGAUUUCGCCACUGUAGCACUUUCGUUUGUUUGUGGCAAAUAUCGUCUAAUCAUAAACUAACUAGGGUAAAAAGAUUCGUCUCGCGAUUUUACAGACAAACUGUGUAAUUAAUUUUUGUUUUUAUUUAUAUUUAAUACUUCAUACAUGUACCGCAAGAUUCAAUGUGACGGGUAAACAAGGCCUCAUUCAGCGAUUUUGACCUGUAACCAUAAGAGAGAGAGAGAGGCCGAGUCGAGUCGACUCUUCAACUUUCUCAGUCACAUGUGGCAGCUCUCGCAAUAAAAGGUCAUCUCCGUCUCCGGCGCCACCACCACCAUCACCCGGCCAGUGGCGAGUCUCGUGGCACCGCGUGCAGGCCACAUGUGUGGGGGUCGGAGCUCCAGCCUCCAGCUCCUCCGUUUUCUUGGCAGCCAGGUCAAGUCACGAAUAACUUCUCAGACACGGUCGCAGAAGUACUACCACGCUAGCUGUGCUCUCAAGACCUAUAUAUCUAUCCCACAAUUAAUAAAGUUUAGAACAAACUAAUAUCCUGUGUGAAAUAAAGAUUGUCGUUAUCGUCUUGCAUUCUAGUAUGUCCUGAUGAUCUGUCGAUUGACGCGACGACCUCAAUUCCUUGUUUUCCUCUGCGUUCCUUUUUUGGUUUUCCGUGGAUGCAUCCGAUUGGACCGAUGGAACGCGCGCGACCAUGGAAGUUUCCAGGGGACGGGCCAGGCCCUGCCACGCGUGUGUGUGUGUGUGUGCAUUGUAGGCACGGAUCAUAUGGUCCUUCUGAAACCGAAAGCGACGGUGGCAGGCAACGUCU